Oenanthe melanoleuca is the source of this 2228-nucleotide messenger RNA. RefSeq names its product translation initiation factor IF-2-like. The transcript has 3 exons. Lineage: Eukaryota; Metazoa; Chordata; Aves; Passeriformes; Muscicapidae. The record is from RefSeq and is a predicted model, not a curated record. The coding region runs from base 1 to 1296 and encodes 431 amino acids.
AUGGAGACGCGGAUCGUCCUUGGGAGGUCGUCACUUCGCUACGUACCGCGGAAAGGUUUUUUUUCUCCAUCACGGUCGCCAAUAGCGCCCAACAGCUCCGUUCCCCGGACAAACCCAGCUCCGAGCCGGCCACGCCGCUCUGCCCCAGCCGAGGCCGCUCUCCCCUCCCCGGGCUCAGCCCUCACGGCGCUGGGCCGGGCUGCCGCUGUCCUCCCUGGAACGCGCAACUUGUUAGGCGGGCAGCGCUGCCCGCAGGCGGAGCGGGUGCCGCCGUUCGGGGGCACCGAGAGCCCCGCGCUGCCGCCGCUCGGGGGCACCGAGAGCCCCGCGCUGCCGCCGCUCGGGGACAGCCUGCACCGAGAGCCCCGCGCUGCCGCCGCUCAACCCCGCGCCGAGUCUUCCCCCUCCCGGCGGCUCCGCACAGACCACACGCUCCAUGCAAUAUACAACGGCGGGGCACUGCGGGGGUCCUGCGGGCUCCUACCGGGAACGCUGUUACUGCGGCAUUGCGGAGCGCAUGAGCCCCGCCGCUCUCUCGCUUCCUUCCUUCCCCCCGCUCGCCUCUCGCCCGCUGGUUCCACCGCCGCCCGCAGCCGCCGCCGCUGCGGACUCCAGACGCAGACCCCCGCCAGGGAGGGCAGGAAGCGCGUCAUCACUCCGGGCCGCUCCGCCGCCCUCCGCCCGGCCCGCUCGGAGGGACCCGGGCACCGGGAGCGGCGCCCGGCUGGGCUGCGGCUCGGAGCUCGCCUUUACCUGGGCCUGAGGGGGAGGCACAGCCCUCAGCCGGGCAGUGAGGUAGCGGCGAUUUCGCUCUGCCCGCCCCGCACCGGGGCAUGGCAGCUCCUUGGGAGAGGAGGAGGAAAGCUGGAGCAGCCCCACGGGGAGGGGAAAGACCCCGCAGGGCAGCGCGAGCAGCAAUGGCCACUGUGGGGCACGAGCGCCCCUCAGGAGCCUCCAGAGCCGCGGGGCCAGAAACGCUGGGUCCGGUCCGCAGGCGUGCAGAGGGACCCGCACCGCCCACGGAGAGUCGUGCUAAGCACUCAUAAAUCACGGAAUCCAUUAGGCUGGAAAAGACAACUGAGGGAAGUGUGCGGUGAUGGAGGCCUGCACCUCCUCCAGGCUGAGCACCCUCAGCCGCUCCUCACACCUGUGCAGCACUAUUACCCUUCCCUGGACCCCUUUCAGAACCUCGAUGUCUCUUCUGAAUCGAGGGACUCAGAACAGGACACAACUCCACGUGUGGCCCCACCGGUGGAAGAAUCCCACCCCUUGUCCUGCUGGCCACGCUAUUCCUGAAACAGACCAGGAUCCAACACAUGAACUGCUGUAGCAGCGAGGGAGACCUCGGGCUUCCCUUACACAGUUUGUAACAUUUGAACACUGUUAAGAGUUGUAUAAAUGUAAUAAGUUGUAGAAGUGUAAAUGUAUAUUUCACAGCAGUAUAUUGAUACAAAUCUGAGAAAAGACACUGUUAGAGUUGUAUAAAUGUAAUGUUGUAUAAGUGUAAAUGUAUAUUUCACAGCAGUAUAUUGAUACAAAUGUGAGAAAAGAAAUACCUACUCCGGCUUAGAGCCUUAAAUGGAUUAGUGCCCUAUAUACUGGGGCCUCUGAAAAACAACUGCAAGAGUUGAAAAUCAUGCAGUUUAAAAAAUUUCACCUGAUUUAACUGAAGUGAAGUAAUUAGUAAAUAUUUUUACUUGGAACCAGUUUAAAAGAGCUGUCAGUAUACAGCUGGUUUUUCCUUUCAGAGUAAUCUUGAGACACUCACAAUGCAUGGUGACACAAUCCAACAGUUACACAGGUUGUAGCAAUACACUUGGUGGGCAUGUUUAAGGCAUUCUGUAGAUAUAAAACCCAACCAGAUUAUUCUAUACACCCACCCUACAGAAUCUAAGGCGUCACAAUUUUGACAUCCCAAAUGGUUAUCCUGAGCUGUGCCAGCUUUAUCAAACAAACAAACAAACAAACAAACAAACAAACAAACAAGAAGUGUCUGCUGUUAACUAAAAUAGAGGCUACACAGGAUUUCCUUAUAGCAUGCCAAUACUUGACAAUAUUACAAGUUUUACAAAGGAGUUAUUGUUAUCAUUGUUACUAAAGAGAUACUAUCCAACCUGUUAUUAAAACAAGGCUAAUUAAAGUAUGUUUUUGUGAUUUAGAGGUACUUUUGCACAUGUAAGUUACCUGGGAACAUCAUAAUAUUUACAUAAAGAGCAGUUUGGGGUGUU